AUGUCCAAUCCCAACAACAACCAAGGGUUGUUGUCAAGGGCAGCUAGUCCGUCUCCGGACCGUGGACCUAUGAUGCUUGGGGUAACUUCUAUGCUGAUGGUUGUUUCUACAAUUGUGUACAUCGCUCGCACUUGGGUGCGGGCUCAGCGUCGAGUUAAGUUGGGCUUAGAUGACGCUCUACUUUUGCUGUCUUAUAUACUCAUUGCGGCCGACUAUGCGUUGGUUAUGGCCGAGAUCACCCACGCGGGACUGGGCAAACCUAUUAUUUUAAAUAUGAUCAAUGAUCCUACUAGCCUCACCAGGUUCAUGAAGCUGCUCUACACUCAGCAAAUCUUUUUCCCAUUUCCGAUAACAACCAUCAAAUUCAGCUUUCUUGUAAUGUUCUGGCGCCUGUUCCCUACCAAGUUCAUGAAGUGGGGAACCAUUGUUCUCUCCAUAUUCUUCACCAUGUGGCUUAUAGCAGUCGUCGUCCCAACCAUUUUCCAAUGCUACCCUGUCCACAAGAUGUGGGAUCGCAUGAUGCCUACAGGGUUUUGUAAUCCAGGCAUCGCACUGUGGAUUCAAUGGAUUGACAGUGUUCCGCAACUUCUGAGCGACAUCUUCCUCUUCUUGCUCCCGAUUGUCGAGGUCAAACGACUGCAUGCCUCCAAAGGUACCAAGGCGGGCAUCAGCGCCAUCUUUGCUUUGUCUUCCUUGAGUAUUAUCGGUAGAAUCAUGGUUUUAGUGGAGGGUGUCAAGACAACUAACAGGGGCCAAGAAGUUGAUAUCACAUGUAAAUUCACCCGUCUAUCCAUUCUGGGGACCGGACCGAGAACUAUGCUAACCCUGCAUUGGCUUGACUUGCUUUAG
Clonostachys byssicola is the source of this 849-nucleotide messenger RNA. NCBI's taxonomy places the organism in Eukaryota, Fungi, Ascomycota, Sordariomycetes, Hypocreales, Bionectriaceae. The record is from the annotation of a GenBank genome assembly.